AUGGGGCCUUCUCUCCUUGCUAUCUUCGGCAUGGUGCCCGUCAGCUGGACACUCUGCACCAUUCGGAGGCUAGUCAACGCCUUCCCAUGGGAGGAACGCAAAAUAUUGCUCACCUCUCGUAAUAAAGAUUUGCCUUCAAAAGUAGAUGCCAAUUGUUUAGUUCAUGAAUUGCAGUGUCUCGAUUAUGAAAAGAGUUGGCAAUUGUUUGAGAAGAUACUAAUGGCUCAGAGACAAGACUUUAUAAUCAGUAAUGAGAUGAAGAAUUUAGGGAAGGAAAUGGUUAAAGAUUGUGGGGGUAUUCCUUGGGCCAUCUUCUUACUUCAAUGCAAUUUAGCACCAAUGACAUCGGAGCAGUGGCGGGAUCAGGUUGGGCAUGUUUGUAUAAAAGAAGACUUACAAGUGAUCGAAAGGUUAGCUUUAAGUUAUUAUGAUUUGUCUCCUUGUUUGAAACAAUGCUUUCUACACCUGGGCCAUUUUCCAAAGGGUUUUGAGAUACCAGCAAAGGAAUUAAUUCGAAUGUGGAUGGCAGAAGGUUUUAUACCAGAAAUUCAGCAUGAAAGAAAUACAAUGGAGACGGAGGGAGAAAAAUUUUUAGAGGAACUAGAUCGAAGGUGCAUGGUCCAAAUUGGGAAAAGGGACUCAUUUGGAAGGAUCAAAACAUGUCGAAUCCAUGAUUUUAUGCUAUUCUUUUGUGUCUCAAAGGCCCAAGAGGAAAAUUUUCUUCAAAUCAUAAAUAUUCCUUCUUUGAAAGAAAGGAGAGAGAAUGAUGAUAAAGUUCGAAGAAUUGCCAUCAACGAGGAACAACAUAAUUCUGAUCCACCGCUUCGCUUGACGAUAUCCAAAGAUUAUCCUCACCUCAGGUCUCUUUUAUACUUUUGCCCUGAUAAUUUGAAUAGUUCUUAUUUGGUGAAAUCUAUGUUCAAGAACUUUAAAUCACUUAGAGUCUUAAAUCUCAAGAACUUUGGCUUUUAUAAGGGAGAAUUACCUAAAGACAUCGGAUGUCUUAUCCACUUGAGAUUCUUAUCUCUGAAAAACAGCAACAUAGAUAACGUGCCAUCAUCCGUAGGCAAUUUGAGGUGCUUGCAGACAUUAGAUUUGCGGUCCUGCACAAACGGUUUUAGAGUGCCAAAUGUGUUCAAGAAGAUGGAAAAAUUGAGGCAUUUGUAUCUGCCCAUAAAUUAUAGGGUAAGUGAGAAGUUGGAGUUGGCUAAUCUUCCUAAUUUGCAGACGCUAGUGAAUGUUGAUCUCAACAAAUGUAAUCUGCCACCAACAUUUCCUUCUCUUCGGGUUCUUGUCAUUGGCACUGAUCCUUGCAAUGAAGAGACAACAGAUAUAGUAUCAAUGGUAUCAAGUUGUCCUCAUUUAUAUAGGUUGAAUUUGAAGUCGAAGAUACGGCAGUUGCCAGAAGAUGAGGAAAUCUGUCAACAUAUUGCCAAGUUAACCUUAAAGUUCACUUUUCUUCAGGAAGACCCAAUGCCAAUAUUAGGGAAGUUGCGCAAAUUAAAAAUCCUCCGCCUCCUUCUCAAUUCCUUUGAAGGGAAUCGAAUGACUUGCAAUAAAAAUGGAUUUCCUCACCUUCGUUCUCUUGUCCUAAGUGAUUUAACAUACCUGUCGGAGUGGGUGGUGGAGGAAGAAGCCAUGAAAAUACUCUGUCAUUUGGAAAUUGCUUGUCAGGCACUAAGGAUGAUUCCAGAUGGAUUGAGGUUUGUUACUACCCUCCAGGAAUUGGAUAUCAGCACCAUGCCAGAGUCAUUCAAACACAGAUAUAGUAGAGAAGGAACAGAAUUUGACAAAGUAGCACGUGUGCGUUCCUGCAAACUUUAAGAAGAAUGAUAUCUCGUUAGAAAUGCAGGUUUCCCUCCCCUAAUUACGCGUGUUUGGUGAAGUCAUCCACGGUGCAAAAGUUUCUACCCUUCUUCAACCCAUAUAAAAAUGAACAAAAUAAUGCCAUUGCUUUGUAACUCGUACAGGGUUGCAGAUAAAAGUUCUUCUGGAAUGUAGAGUUCAAAUUUGACAGAACUCCGCUGAUAAGGAUUCUUGAAGUUUCAAGAGGCGUUGAAGCUUAUCUCCAAUGGAACACUUGGAAUAUGAAUAAGGUUUCUUAAUUUGAAUGUUUUUAAAUUUUAAAGAUUGGGAUGUAGAAGUUCUUCAAGACUGUAAGGGUUGAAUUCAAUUAAGUUUUGACAUUUGGAAAUUCUUGGAAGCUUGUAGAUUGAUUCCUAGAUUGGUGAGUGUUUAUAAAUGCCUUAAAUUCCUAUUAUGAUUUGAA
Molecule: messenger RNA, 2269 nt
Organism: Quercus robur (English oak)
Lineage: Eukaryota; Viridiplantae; Streptophyta; Magnoliopsida; Fagales; Fagaceae
Product: probable disease resistance protein RXW24L
Exons: 6
Coding region: 1-1824 (607 amino acids)
Biological process (GO): defense response to other organism
Molecular function (GO): ADP binding
Source: RefSeq, a predicted model, not a curated record